AUGAGUAAGAAUUAUAAACCUAUUAUACAAGAUCUUGUAUCAUCUCUUAAUGAUCUAAAAGUGCGGCGUGAGAUAGCUAUCGAUAGUGGUAAUGACUUUCUCAGUCAAUUUCUACCUCAAAGAUUAGAUAUUCCCCAAGAUCAGCUUGAACGAAUUAAUCAAAAAUACAAAAUAGACGAAUCAGAAUUAUACGAAGAGCCUUCAGAAGAUAAUUAUCCUGUCAGACAAAGAACACUUUCAUUUUCUAACCAAUAUAUCUUUUCAAAAAUCUCUAAGCCUUCACAAGAUGAAGCAGAAAAGAAGAAAUCCAAAGAACCAGAAGAAGAAAAGCCUAAAAUACCGCAAAAACCACCAGUCACUCUUUGUGAUCGCGAUACUCAAAGUUAUAGAAACCAGUUAACGACAACAUACAACUUUCCAAUCCAAAUUUUCGAAGCUCAGAAUACUAAACCUGUUAUUACUUAUAAUACUCAAGCAACUAACACAAAAGAAACUCGAAAACGAAAUGAAGCUACAAAUACAGAAGCGCUUCUUCCACAAUACGAAGCUCGAUGCAUGGAGCUUAUUCAAAGCAUAAUCAAUGAUGCUCCACUAACAGCAUCAUCAGUUCCUUCUGAAGAAGCUUUAGGAGAUCUACUUUUGCAGUUUGUCAACCAAAUUCUCAGAGAUGCACCUGAUAUUGAUAAUAGUCAGAGACAGAAGCCAUCAACACCAUCAUCUACUCCAAAAGCAGAUAUUCCUUCACAAUCAAUUACAAAAGAAAGGCAACUUGCCACAGUUACAGUUCAAUGUGAUUCUCUUGAAACAGUUGAUAAUGGAACGCAAACACAAGGAAGGAUAUCACUCAGAACUCUCGUUAGUAAACCAGGUCCAACAAUUGAUCCUGUUCAGCCACCUUCUAAACCAGAAACACCUCUUUACAUUACUCCAGGACCAUCAGUUUCUAAUCCAGUUCCAGAAAAGGCCCCAAUUCGUAUUGGAAACCCAGAUUCUGUUGAAAGACCAGAAUUUGAAUAUCCUCCAUCCCUAAGAAUAGAGGAUUCUAAUAGUGAUAUGCAAAAACCAUUAUCGCCAGCUCCUAAACCACAAAAGCAAAAUCUUCAACUUGAAACAAUUGUAAGAGAAACAUAUGAUGUAAAGCCAAAUCCUCAAAAAUCCGAUUUGAGACAACGGCAAACAAAUACAAGCAUGCAAAAUCUCAUUACACAACUAACUCCAGAGCCUCCUCUUGUUGUCAAUGAAUUUGAUCAAAUUCAACAACCAAAGCAACCACAAAAUCAACAACCGAAGCCACAACCUGCCAAACCACAAAAGAAAGGAAUUGAAUUACCACCUCUUGGUCCAAUAUUUGCAUUGCCAAGCGACGUUGAAGAAUUUUCUGCAUUGGAUCUCACUUCAAUGCUACAAUCUGAUAGCGAUGAUGGAGAAUUGCCAAGUGUAUCUAGUACUUAUUCACCAUCUAACGUUUCUUCUCCAUCAAAUGCAUCAUCUUCACUUGGAAACGAUGCUUCGAGCAUUGAUACAAGUGCUAUUAACAGAUUAAUUGAAGGAAUCUCCGAUGAUGAUGAUUCUGAAAUAGAUUCUAAGUUACAAAGUGCUUUGAAUGAUAUCAGUGUUGGCGAAGUUACAUCUAGCAUAUUAACAGAUACAGGUAACAUUGCAUUCAUGGAAACUGAUUAA
Trichomonas vaginalis G3 is the source of this 1680-nucleotide messenger RNA. RefSeq lists its product as uncharacterized. The transcript has a single exon. The record is from RefSeq and is a predicted model, not a curated record. The coding region runs from base 1 to 1680 and encodes 559 amino acids. Lineage: Eukaryota; Parabasalia; Trichomonadida; Trichomonadidae.